CCUGCUGUCAGUCAUCUGCACUCUACAGUGACUCUGUCGGUUUCAUUAUAUGCCUGCUGCUUGUGUAGCGUAUAGUUCUGUCCUCAGUCCUGAUCGGUGUGGUCGAAGUCAAAGGCACAUCUUUAAAUAGGUUACUUUCAUUUUUCACUUCAUUCCACACAGGCGUAAGACGGGCGCGGGACAGUAUAGUUAUUAGUCCUCUGAGUGUGAGGCGGACAUGGCAACCAAGACUUGUAAACGCGCUUUGGUCGACGUGCUGGAAGAUCUGGAUAAGAUGCAGUUUAAGAAGUUCUGCUCCGCGAUCCUGGACCACAAGAGAGAUCCGCGGCUCAGACGCGCAGAUGUGGAAGACAAAGAUCGUCUGGAGAUUGCAGAUGUCCUGAUUACAACUUUCACAGAGUCCGGAGCUAAAGAGGUGGUUCUGGAAAAGCUGGAGGAGAUCGGCUGCAACGCGCAAAGAGAGAACUUUGCCAGGGACAUAAAUGAAGGAUCACCGACAUCUUUUUCCCGUUACGGAGACAUCAUGAAGGUGGAAACCACUGGAGCUUCAGAGAAAACUGCUCAGCAGGACAAGCUGAAAUUCUCAGGUCUGAGGGCAUCGUACGCUAUGGCGGAGUCUGAUCUGAUACAAAUGAACAAUUACAAAACCAUCAUCAAAAACGCAGCUCGUGAGAAAGAAAUUGAUCCAGCUCUCAUCGCUGCCAUCAUCUCCAGAUCCUGCAGGGCUGGGAAGACACUGACAGGAGGCAAGGGCUGCUAUGACGAAAAGAGAAAAGAUUAUAAUACCUACGGCCUGAUGCAGCUUGAUGUCAAUCCAAAUGGAGGUGGACACACUCCGAAAGGUGCAUGGGACAGUGAGGAACACCUCUGCCAAGGCCUCGACAUCCUGGCUUAUUUCAUCAUACGCAUAAAGAAUAAAUUUCCUAAGUGGAGCAAGGAGCAGCAGCUGAAAGGAGGCAUAGCAGCCUACCAUGCAGGAGAUGGGAACAUCCACUCCUAUGAAGAGGUGGACUCCAGCACCGCAGGUGGAGACUACUCCAAUGAUGUUGUUGCCAGAGCUCAGUGGUACAGAUGCAAUGGUGGCUUUUAAAACCCGAAGCUGCCCACAACUUCCUAAAAAUCCUACAUGAACCAAUAUGUGUAAUGAGUGUUAUAUAUCUAAACUUAACCCCUCCACAAUGAAACGUCCAGCUCCCAUAAUUCUGUAAGGAAUGAAAAACACACAAAGUAUUAUCAUACCAAUGAGUCAGUAAAUUCCACAGUGGGCUUCAAAUUUAUCCCAAUUUUUAAGCUACUAUUUGUUUAUAUUAAAUUGUUACCAUUAAAUCUGUGCCAAAUGAUCUGUUAGCUUGUUUGAAGUUUACCCAUAAUUGUACAGAGACCUCUCACUUUACUGCUUUGAUACUGAAAGAAAUGUAAAAAUGUGACUUUCUCAGGGAAAAUCUGGAGUAAUAAUUACUACUGUUUGAUUAUGAUUGUUGUUUUUUUUUUUUCAACUUACUGUUACACUGACUGACACACUGAAUUUUCCCUCCAGCCAUGAUGCUACAUGGCUAAAUAACACCUCACACCACAUUAUCUGAGAGUAUUAUAUAGGGUACAUUCCGUUUUAGCUUGUUCCAAGCCCUGUUUACACAAGACUCCAUGUAUGAGCAAAGUUUGUAAUGACUGACCCUCUGGAAGGUCAGUGAUAAAGACAAAGGAUUAAACAUCAUGACUGAACAGAUUUCCAAACAUAUAGGAGGAAAACAACAGAGGAUAUGUGAGGGGAAACUCAACAAAGCAUUUCCUUUAUGUAUGUGUGUGUGCCUUUUUUGUACACUCAUGUAACCUCUUAAACUUUGUAUAUGGUCACAACAACUUCUAUUGUCUUGUUUACCUUCAGGUUCUGUUGUUUGUUUACUUCUAUACGACUGUAAGAAACAGCCUUCCUGUCAACCGCUUGUUGAAAAUGUUUCUCAAACACUGAAGAAAGACUUUGAAGAGAGUUUGUAUCCAUUUGACACACAUCACUGAUCUGCAGAGAUAAGUGAUAUCACUUGAUGUGAUAUCCCAUGUGUUAUACAACUGUGCUCACUGAAAAAGAUUCAAGGUUAAAGUCACACGGUGGCAUUUGCAGACCCUUUAACUGUGUACCCGUUGUCACCAAUGGUGAACUUUAAACAGAACACACCGUAAUACUGAAAAUGAAAGGUUAAAGUGGGGCUGAAGUUCAAGGCUAAUGAAAUAUAAUUCAUUAAAAAAGUAAAUAAAGGUUUCAGAACCUGACCUGCAAAAUGUGAGUUCAGUAAUGACUAUCAAGGAAUAAAAAUAAGCAG
This is a messenger RNA of Toxotes jaculatrix (banded archerfish), 2318 nucleotides long. Its product is annotated as lysozyme g-like. Gene Ontology annotation, molecular function: lysozyme activity. Gene Ontology annotation, cellular component: extracellular region. Gene Ontology annotation, biological process: peptidoglycan catabolic process; defense response to Gram-positive bacterium. Lineage: Eukaryota; Metazoa; Chordata; Actinopteri; Toxotidae. Bases 218 to 1090 code for a protein of 290 amino acids. The transcript has 6 exons. The record is from RefSeq and is a predicted model, not a curated record.